Sugiyamaella lignohabitans is the source of this 4110-nucleotide messenger RNA. RefSeq names its product Sec3p (gene SEC3). Gene Ontology annotation, molecular function: phosphatidylinositol-4,5-bisphosphate binding. The coding region runs from base 1 to 4110 and encodes 1369 amino acids. The record is from RefSeq and is a predicted model, not a curated record. The transcript has a single exon. Lineage: Eukaryota; Fungi; Ascomycota; Dipodascomycetes; Dipodascales; Trichomonascaceae. Gene Ontology annotation, cellular component: exocyst; plasma membrane. Gene Ontology annotation, biological process: exocytosis; Golgi to plasma membrane transport.
AUGUUAAAAAUCUACAAAAAGUAUACCAGUGGCCGAGUUCCCGAAUUAGUCAAUCUGGACAACAUAGUUGACGUGGCGACGAGGACUCCAAGUACCACAGCAGAUGCAUCACCUAUGAAAUCUGACACUUCUCGGUUGCCUGGUCAAGUUAGUGGUUCUGUCCCUGCACCAGAUCCAAGAAGUAUUGCAGUGCCGGGGGCCAAUACAAAACAAGAACCUCCUGUUGCUCCACAAGAAGAAACGUCAAAACAGAGCUCGGCACGUUCAUCCCAACAAGUUCAGCAACAACCAACGCAGCAAAAUGUGGCCUCAUCAUCAACUGCUGUUGUUCGUGCUCCAAGUCCGCAACCGGAGAAUGGAAAUCAAUUGCAAGCUCCAGUGCAUGAUAUAAGGAAGGGGCCACAACCACUUGAUACAAGACAAGGGCCACAACCCAGUCAAAUGUCUUCUGCGACUUCUAAACAACCACCACCAUUGAGCAGCAAGAAAUCAUUAUCCUCAUUACAGGGCCCUUUGCUAGCUCCCAAAGGUGAUUCAGUGGCUCACAAAGGGCCAACUACCAAUCCACCUGCUCAGUUACAGAAAAAACCGUCAAUGCCUUUGCUUAAUAGUGGAAUUUCGCCUGGUGCGUACGCUGCAGCAGGGGCUGCAGCAACAGCUGCUGCUAUGGGCAAUGUAGCCAACAAAAUGACACCGGGCGGCCCCCCACGGCGACCAUCUCAGCAAAGUUCAAGCAGUAGUGGUUCAAUUCCGCAAAUUAGAAAGGUUUCUAGUAGUGGUCCAUCAUCUAAUGUAAAGGCAGUCCAGGCUCGUUUACAGAAUCAGAUGGCUGGUGCAAGUACGUCUGCGAAUGGUGCCCAAAGUGUCCAUUCUGGUGGUUCUUCGUCCCCUAGCAGCUCGCAAACGUCUUUGCCACAAAAUCGACCAUCUUCGGCAGUAAGGCAGGGUUCUGUUAGUGCUGCGUCGCAACCGUCGCAACAGUCGCAACCGCCACUCCCUACCGCAAGACAACAAUUAAAGCCGUCGCAGCAGUCUGUUUCAUCACCAGAUCUUACCCACCCUGUCCCAGAGUCUCUUGUGAGACCAUUAGAUUCGGAGACUUCAUCGCAGGUUCCAGCUGCCCGUACUGACUUGGCACAACCAAGUCCAAGAUCGGUGGAUUAUUCAACAGGUAAUGCCAAAAUCACCACUCAAACUUCAAAGGCUGCUGAUAUGCAUAACAAGUCUAAAGAAGAAUCUAUGCACACUACCGAAAGUGAUGUUCGCGUGGGGGAUACUCUCGCUGGUGCUGUAAUCAACAGGCAAACCCCUUCUCCAGUGGCUAUUGUAACUACUGUGGACCAAGAACAGACUCCAUUGGCCGUUACCAAAUCGGCUCCCACGCAAGCGGUUGAGAUGGGAAGUGAUGAUGAGUCUAAGAUACCGGGACCAUCGACAUCCACUCCUGAGUUAGGUGUAUCAAAGGGUCAUGCUCGUAAUCGGUCAUCUGUUCAGGGGAUUAAAAUUUUCGCAAGGUCUCCUUCGCCAAAUAUUCAACCCGAAGAUGAUGGUACCGUUCCAACUGAUGAAGAUUUGUCAUUGCGAGAACAGAAUGACGUGGUUAACAAAGACCUGACAGAACAGGGUCAUACACAUACCUUUACGAGAGGACACAAGGCUCGUCAACCGUCAAGUGCUUCUAACCUCUCGCGAGCAUCAAAAACAAGACGGCUCUCUAUGAUCUCUAACGCAUCUGCUGUGGAAGAGACUUUGGAAGAUUUCAAUUGGAAUGGAAGAGAAGACGUGGAGACACUGGAGAGGAAUAUUACUAGAGAGCUGGCUCAUAUAGAAGCCUCUAAUUUGCACAAUGUAGUUGAUCUUGAUGAGAGAUUGGAUGAGUUGGAACGCUCUUUGGAUUUGGCUGUCAACGAGUGCGAUAAAAUUGGUACAACUCUUGGCGUUUUUUCUGUUCAACUAGGUAGUUUUGGUGAUGAUAUCGCUCAUAUCGAAGGACAAGGCCAGGGUCUCCAGGUUCAAACUACCAACCAGAAAACACUGUGGAACGACCUUAAUGGGUUAUUGCAAACCGUUUCUCUUCCAGAGGAGCGACUUCAAGUUUUGAGAGAAUGUGGAUAUGAUUCACCGAGAGAGUUAGCAUUGUUAGAGGCUACCGCUGUUGAUUUGUAUCGAGCCGUCCAGACUGUGAGAGCAGAAAAUGGAACACAAUCAGGCUACCUUGGAAAUCUCAGAGCCCUUAGAGAGAAGAAACAUGUUUAUGACAAAGCUGCUAGCGAAUUUAUUUUAAGAACGAGGACUUACCUCGAUAGAAAAUUCAAGUUGGCUGUUCAAGCUAGCGAACGGGAGAUUUCGAACGUUCAACAAUCUAUUGAUGACCCUAGACUAGUACGAAUAGAUCCUUUGACAUUGGCUCAACUGUACCCUUUGAGCGGGGUUAUACUGUUUGUCAAGGACUUGGACCAUGUAAAUUAUUCGUCAAUUGUGAAGGGUUAUGACAGAGUAUUACGCGAAUAUUAUGAAGUUAGUAUAUCGAGCUUCCUGGCCAAAUGGAAACGCCAACUCUCAGCUUUGAUUAGUAAGUACGAGCAAUUCUCGUAUACUGGUAAUAAGGAGAACAAUGCGGUUUCCGAGGGUCUAGUGUCCAAAUCGCUGAAGAGAUCUGGUACCAUAGCGAGGUUUAAGUCCAGUGCCAGUUCUACAUCCCUUUCUACAGAUGCCAGUGGAGCUAAAGGAGCCGCUAGUCAGGUUAGUUUGGAGGACAGCAAAGGUAUUGUCGACUUGGCAGACCGAAAGCUAGUUCAGAAAGCUCUGCGAAAAAUAUUUGACAGUUUAACUUCUCUGGUAAUUGGAGAACAAGAAGCUUUCACGUUGCUCUUCCAUGAGUCUUCUUUCGAUAGCUUGAACUUCCCAUCGUUUGCAAUCUCCAAUCCUGUUGCCAACCGUAGUAAACCACCUCAUUAUUAUGAAAAGCUACGUACUAGAGAUAUUGACCCUGAUUAUUCGAAGGCCCAAGAGCUAGCUUCCAAUGUCGGUACUAUUUUUGAUUGUCUUUUUGACCAGACCGCUAAAUUUCUUGAUGACUACUUGGCGCAUUUUAGUCUUGGAUCACCAUUUUUGUUAGCCGUAAUCGACUAUUAUGUUAUGAAAUUGGAUUCAACUAACCAAGACUUCCUUAGUCAAGUACUAGUAAAAUUAAAAGACCGCAUUACUAGUAAAUGGCAGGCAUUUAUUAACCAACAAAUUGGAAUAAUAAACAGUACCAUUGUGUCGAGUAAAAAACGGAAGGGCGUUGUUCCAUUUGUGCGCAAGUUCCCCUUGUUUGCCAACUCCAUUGAAGAAGACUUGAAGAAUGUAUCCAGCACAGAUUCUGUUCAAAAUCUGCCUGUUCGGAAGGUUAUUGACUCAAGCUAUGAUAAGGUUUCGAAGGCAAUAUUUCACAAUUUGGAACGACUUGCCAAAGACACUGGUACGAGUCAAACUAAUGGCACUUCACCAAACAUUACUAGCGCAAAUAAUAGUUCGUCCAAUCUUACAACUGCUAAUGACUUUGAGGAUAAGGAACUCCUGAACUAUCAUGUUAUGAUGAUCGAAAAUAUGAACAUACUGAUGGAGUCCCUUAGCUCAAUGGAUAAUGCCAGUCUCGAGUCAGUUGCCUACACUGCAAGAACGACUUAUCGCAAAGAACUCGAUCUAUAUAUUCAAACGGUGCUGCAUCGUCCAGUUGGAAAACUCCUCGACUUCAUUGAUGGUUUCAAUGCCAUUGUGGAUAAAAAUCCGAACGAAAAUCCAACUCAUCGCCAUGGGUACUCCAAGUCGUCAUUUCGUAAGCUUAUCAGCAGCUACGACAGCAAAGAAGUCCGUAAAGGAAUCGAAACACUUCGUAAGAGAGUUGAAAAGCAUUUUGCUGGAGAUGAUGAAGAUCCUACUUUCAGUAAUAACCCUGGAAAUCGUAAACUUUUGGAUAAAGUGUGGUCGGCGACUCAAGCUUCCUAUUCGGUGCUCUAUGGUGACCUUGUGAAAAUUGAAUCAAAAUAUUACCUCGAUUCCCCCGGUGAAGCUAGCCAAAUUGAGUUCUCAAAGAAUGACAUUGUUACGAGCUUUUCCAAAAUCUAG